This is a messenger RNA of Monomorium pharaonis (pharaoh ant), 3331 nucleotides long. RefSeq lists its product as uncharacterized. The record is from RefSeq and is a predicted model, not a curated record. The transcript has 3 exons. Bases 357 to 3314 code for a protein of 985 amino acids. NCBI's taxonomy places the organism in Eukaryota, Metazoa, Arthropoda, Insecta, Hymenoptera, Formicidae.
CACUUGUCCCUCUUUUUUUCAACACGUCAAAAGUCGCGAUUUCUUUUCGGCGGUAAUACAAAAUCUGGUUUAAGAAAUCUCUCAUUAAGUAAUGAUCUUUUAACAGCAAAUGUUGCCUUUUCCAAAUUAACGUCUAUGCAAAAUUAAUGAUGAAAAAGAGGUGAGCGUUUUAUACAUGUAAGAAACACAUACGUCAGAAUAAUAAAGGUAAAAAUCUACUAUUCCGCAAAUUCUCUCUUAAAUAGGAAAGUUUUAAUCGAAAAGAAUUCUGAACAUAAAGAAUUAAUUGACCAUCCAAGCGUGGCGAGUUUGAAAUCUACUAGUACAAAUCAUCAAGGACGCUCGCGAUCUAUCGAAUGAUGUUACCGGACGAGAUGCAGCCUCCGAAAACUGGAUUCAAUUCUCGCAACAGAUUAAAAAAAGCACGUUCGACUUCCUCGUCAAGACUAAAAAAUUUCCCUGCUGAGGAGAUUAAGAAACUACACAACCCGCCAAUGUUCUCACCUGAGCCAAUCGCCUCUUUAAUUGUACAGCAAGAUCCUAGAGAAAACGGAACUUUUUAUACAAAUGGCUCUGUCAAAAAUAAUAACGCGCAUGGUGACGCAAUUUCUAUUCAACCGUCGCCGCAUUGUCAACAAUUAAAACCGCAAAAUGUAUCUAGGAUAGGAAGUCAGCAACAGGUUGUCGCAAACCAUCAGAUUUGUCAAACGAAUCCACACUCUGAAAGCCUGCUAACUCGACAAAUCGCAUCACCCGAAAGACAGGCGCAUCGUCCAUUCGUACCAAAUACUCUCCAAGGAGCAGUUGUCUACGAUCGAUCACCUCAAAGCUCGACUGCUAUAAUUAAUCAGCCAGUAAUUACACAAAUCCCUUCGACACAAAUUACCAUGCCGCAAACUCAAGAAUCCUCAAGCAAUUCGCGCGCGAUUAUCAACCAAAAUCCCCAUGAACUUUCCGUGAUUAACAGCCAGUGUCAGAAGCAAUCGGUCAAUGACCAAAAUGUAUCCAAUCAUAGACAAAUGUUUAUGCCAAUACAGCAACAAAAGCAAGCAACAAUUGGGCAAAAUGCUAGUGUACCGCUGAACGAUCGGGCCGCGGGUAAUUGUCAAAAUGCCUAUCACACACAAUUUCAUGGUCCACUUCAACAGAAUCUACACCAGAUCAAUCAGCAGACUCAGCACAGCGCGUACCGUCAACAAAUGUUGCCGCAAACGUUCAAUCAGCUGCAAUCAAUAUCAAAUCAGCAGCCACAUGUACACAAUAAUUUACAAACGCACUGCAGUCAUUACAAUCAACAGUCGCCUGUCGUGCAAGUCACCGGACACGGAAUGACUUCUCCGCAAGAUAUGACGGUAAAUCAGAUGAGAUCAAUGUACAACUUACCUACCUGUCAACACAAUCUCGCGUACCCUGUUAACUUUCAACCUACGUGGCCACAAAACGGGAGAUGGAUGCAAAUAACAAAUCAAAAUCAGCAACAUUUGCAUCAACAGCUGCCGCCACAGUGGCAGUAUUAUUAUCAGACGCGUGAUGCAAACUUCAAUCAGCAAAACUUUGGAAAUCAAGAGCAAUCUAAUCCAUCGCAGAAUCAGGCUAGCAAUAAACUUACUGGUCGAUCAGUCGUGGAAACUCAUACUCAACAGCAGGAAAAAAAGGAGCUGCAUUUUACAUCUGACAUGAUUCGCGAUCAGGAAUUGCUGGUUUCUACGAUGCGACAACAGGGUGUACCCGAGGAGGUAAUGCUCCGUCAGUUCAACGCGUUGCUGAACGAGCAGAAAAGGCAUCUGGCUUACAUUACGCAGUUUCAACGACAAGAAGAUAUUCCGGAAGAUGUGAGGAAGAUCCGUCUCGCGCGAAGACGAACAGAGAAGGACGAGAAACCGGAGUGGAUGGUGCACAUUACGCCACCGCGAAUGUCGUACAGUGAUAUUGAAAGAAUAACAAUGCAGCAAAGAGCUUCGAACGAGCAAUAUCUAAUGAACGCUAAACCGCUGGAGAAUAUGAAUAAAGUAGUAGCUGAUCAGCAAGAGAACCAUCAACAUCCACAUCAUCAACCGGAAAAGAAAGAGAUAUGCAGUCGAGUUUUGCCUCAACAAAUGUACGUUCCGACAAACCCUUAUCAGCUGUGGCAAGCGAACAAUUGGCCAUACAGAAGCAAUCAUCAAACAUUAUACGGUCAUUCUAACUGUUGCUCGUGUGAACAUCAUCAAAAUAUGCCGAGCAACGUAUGUCGUCCACUAAAGCCAACCUUUAAGUACGCCCAAUAUCCAUACAAUGUACGUUACAAUCCAUAUUUCCCGUACCCUGAGCCACAACAGAUUGUGUCCAAGGAGCACAAUCGAAGUCCAUUAAAUCGGACUGACGAUCAAAGAAUAUUGAUGGAUCCCGCAAACUUUUAUCAGCAAAACAGAAGACCCGUCGAAACAUCCAGUUUGCUGAAGAUGCGAAUGUACAAGGAAAUAAUCUGUCCUCAGAAGCGCAAUAACGGCCUCCAAGAUCCAGAAAAUAUUCAAAAGAUGUUGCAGGCACUGAAUGAUCCGACAAGCAAAAAGGGUCUCGAGUAUCUCGCCAACUUGACUAAGAAGAAGCCUAUCGUCAAACUGAAUGGUAUUCAGGAUUUCAACGAGAUUCCGGAAGACAUGCAACUGCGACCAGCUACAGAAACUCCCUCGCAAUCUCAUAAAAGGAUCUCGGCAAACGGUUUGGAGAACACCAGAAAUCCUAACAAUCCGUCGUCGCACAUCCUGCGACCUAAAAGGGCCGACGAACCUUUAAUGAUGGAGUAUCCGCGGCAAAGGCAAAAUGUGAGAAAUUAUUACAGCAUGCAGGCUGAAAAGGAAAACGGCACGGUGGCGACUUUGCAAAACCAAGGUGCGCAAUAUGGACCGAUUCCUUACAACCAACAGAACAUGCUCGUAGCGCAAGGAUGCCAUAACAUCAACAAUAUGAUCCUUCCAAACGGAGAGGGUGCUCCACAUCGGCAUUAUUAUCAGAUGCAAUGUUGUCACAACGGACAGAAUUUGCAAGGCGGCCAGGGCGACGUCGUCUGUACGCGACGGCCAGAUGCACCGGGCGCAAUGAAGAUCAAUCGCGCCGGCGGUGAUACCGAUGAGAAGUCGAACAUUGAAGAUGCGACGAAACGCACAAGCAGCGUACAAGCGGUGCAGGGAACGAAUGCUUACGGCCAGCCGGAAAUCCACGAGACAAGGACCAUCGGAGGUAUCACGUAUCUCGCCAGGAAACCCGAAUACGUCCUGAACAAUCACAUCGUUUCGCCGCACAAAAUCGCGAACGACCAAACGAGAAUAUGUUAGCGAAUGUGUCAGUUUUU